Messenger RNA from Pelodiscus sinensis (Chinese soft-shelled turtle), 3570 nucleotides. NCBI's taxonomy places the organism in Eukaryota, Metazoa, Chordata, Testudines, Trionychidae. The record is from RefSeq and is a predicted model, not a curated record.
UCACUGCAGUGAUGUCCAACAAACCGUUAAGCCGUCUUGCUGAAAAUGGGGAAUGCCACAAGAGUGAAACGGGAAAUGGACCCCACAAUCUGUCUUCUCCUACACUUGGCACAUUUACCCCAGAAGAGAUGGUGCAGCAGAUGAAAGAGCUGAUUACAGAAAACAAUGAAUUAAAAGAAGCCAUGAAGAUACAUAACCAAGCUAUGAAGGGUCGGUAUGAGGAGCUUUCUGUGUGGCGAGAGAAACAGACCAAGUUCAAAGAAGCUAAACAUUGCUUGCAAGCCAAGUGCCUUGAAAACGAAGAGCUGCAGAAACAACUUCAAAGCCUAAAAGAGAAACCGGAGAACUGCACAGUUUCUAAGGAGGAAAUGACACAGGAAAUUAAGCAACUGAAGACACAGGUGGUGCGCCUUCAAGCUGAGAAGGCAGAUCUGCUUGCUAUUGUUUCAGAACUACAGCUCAAACUCAGUGUCCCUUCAACAGAGGACUCCUUUGUUGAGAUCAGAAUGAGUGAAGGAGUACCAAAUGCAGCUUUAAAAGAAAAUCAGGAUAUUGCUAAUGACCAAAGGAUCAGCAACCCAGCUGCCUACAUCAGGAGCGGAUCUGUGGAUGAACCAAAGAAUUUGGAAUCUGAAGAGUUCACUGUUCGCCAACUUCUUUGUUGCCUUAGAAAUGAAACUCAGAUGAGAGAGAACCUUGAAAAGGAACUUCAAGUACACAAGGACAGGCUGUCAACGCUGGAGAAGAAAUUGGCUGAUUAUGUAGAGAGUGGAACGCAAACGGAAUGGGAAAAAGAAGAGGAUGAAAGUGCAAAGACAGUUGGUAGUGAAAUAGAAGCACUGAAUCUGCAGGUGUCAUCCCUCUUCAAAGAGCUUCAGGAGGCCCAUGCUAAAUUAAAAGAAGCUGAGCUGAUCCAGAGGAGGCUUCAUGAAAAGUGUCAGAUACUUGAAAGAAAAAACUCUGCUACUCCAGCAGAUUUGGAUGAGAAGCAGCAGCUCCUGUAUACCAUUAAAAAGCUAGAGCUUCAGGUGGAGAGUGUACAGUCAGAAAUCAAACUGGAACAAACCAAAACAAAGGAAGAAAAGGCAAAAUUUUCUGACUUGCAACAUACAUACAGCAAGCUUCUCCCUGAGCUCACUGAUGCAAUGAAAACCAUUGAAGAACUAAAAAGGAAAGAGUUGGAGAAAGUGGAUAAGGUGGUGGUAGAAGAACUGAAUGAAAAGCUAGAGCUGGCAGAGAGAGCUUUGGCUACAAAACAACUUCAGAUGGAUGAAAUGAAGCAGACCAUUGCUAAGCAGGAAGAAGACCUUGAAACCAUGACUGUCCUCCGAGCUCAGAUGGAGGUUUAUUGUUCUGACUUCCAUGCUGAGAGAGAAGCAAGAGAGAAGAUACAUGAAGAAAAAGAACAGUUGGCUGUACAGUUGACGUACCUGCUACAGGAGAAAGAUGCUCUUGAAGACCGUGGCAGAAGCUCUUUGGUGGAAAUGCAAAGUCGUCACGGAGCCAGAGCAUCAUUGGAUCAUGAUCAUUCACCUCAUCUUGUACAAAGAGGAACUAAUCAACAGGACUGGCAGCAGCAGCAGAGGAAUAUUCCAAUGCAUUCCUGUCCCAAGUGUGGAGAAAUUCUACCUGACAUGGACACACUUCAGAUCCACGUUAUGGACUGUAUCAUCUGAAUGCUGAUCUCCCAACUCUUCAUAAAUGAAAAUUUAUACCUUCCAAGCAAAUGCAUUCUUUCCCUCUAGAAUAGGAUCUGAUCCUACUCUCUGUGAAGUUUUAUAGGGUUUUCCCACUGAUUUUGCUCACAAUAGGGCAAUUAGUAUUUCCAUUUCCUUUAGGGAAGAGAAUGUUCACAGUGUAAAAUGAGUUGCUAAUUUACAGAACUCCUCAUAUAUCUGCUGCAGUGAAAUCCUUAGCCGUACUCUAAGAAUAAACUCCAUUUCUCAUAGUUUAUGAUCACACAGAGCAGAGAAUGAUUCACAGUAGCUGGCUGAAUUAAUGUAAUCAAAGGAGACACAAGAUAGAUACAGCUGAUGAGAUGAAAUAGUUACAGGAAACUAACUCAUGUUUGCGAAGCUUUUAAUAAAAUUGAAUAGAUUUGUAUCAUUACACACUGGAAACGAAUCCUGCUCAUGUACUGAACAGCAGUUUUAUUGAAUUCCCUGUAAUCAGGCUAAUUUAAUUUUAAAUUAUUGAUAGUUUGUGUACUUUUUGCUUUAUCCAUAUUCGGGAAAGUGUAAGAUUGAACUGGUUGGGUCUGAAAUAUGUAGCUGUUGCUAUGAGCAAGUAAUUUAGUUUUAUAAAACAAUUCACAAUUUAAAGAAGCUGCCUUUACUCCUCUCCAUUCUAAUAAAUUCACCUGAACUUGUACAGUAGACCUCAAAAUAUUUUUGUUGGAAACAAGUAGCGUUAAUGUGACUUAAUAAUUUAGGAGAGUUAUUUGAGUUCCAUGUUUACAAGACAAAAAUAAAUCUGUUGCAUAGCACAAGAACCAACUUUGCAACUUGUAUAUAUUUUAGAACUUUAUUAUGUUCUGGAUUGGCUUUUUGUCCAUAUGUAUUUCCAGUAGGAAACUGUCUUGGGUUAGCUCUUUUGAUGCUCUCGGAAGUAUGUGAUCUUUACUUACAUAAUACCAAAUUUAAAAACUCACCACCUUCCUCUGUAUCAGUUAUGGGCAACCUAGUCUAGUGAGUGAGCCGUGUGAUUGGCUCUCUUUCAUCUCAGUGGGCUGCAAGAUUGUCAUAACCCACACAGUCUCCCAAGAUUGGGUAGUUUUGCUAACUGCACCUGUGUACCUAGAAUCUGUAGGCAGUGCCAACUGAACCAUAGCAGCACUUUGAUUGGAUGCAGAGAAACCACACGGCUCUCAUGGUCGGUGUUGUGUGCAAUCAGCAUGCACUUCACCUCAGGUGCCCUUGAUUUAUGUACAUGUCACUUUAAUAAUACCCAUAGGGGAAAAGCUAUGUGAAUGAAUACCAGCAGAAUCUGGCAACCCUAUGCAUGGGCAACAGUAAAUAAAAUGUCUUGCAGGCCACAGCUUGCCCACCACUGCUUUGGAUUGUGGCAGGAUUUCAGCUUGUCAACUGCUCUUAUUAAAUUACAAUUGAAGCCUAGAUUGUAAAAUAUACUGAGACAUUGCAAAAAAUCAUACAUCAUAUAAUGUGAAGGAUUACUUGGAAUGAGGAUUGUAAUAGGAAAAAAUGAAAAAGAUAUUGAGCUUGAUACUCAUUAUUCAGAUGGAAGUCCCACUGAUUUUGAACUGGAUUUCUCGCCAAGGAAGAACUGCAGGAUUAGAACCUUGUCUGGCCAGCUGAAUUGGUAAAUCUUUUGCUACAAACUACCAAUCCCUAAACUUGGAUCAUACUUGGCUCCCAAUGCCUUGCAUUAACUAUUAGACAUGCUUCCUUUACAGGCUAAUGAGUUAAAGGUUUGUUCAUGCACUAAGGAACUGUACCCUUCCAAUAAUUUAAUCUCUGCAGAUGUCAAACAAUGGCCUUUCCUUAAAUUCUGGAAAUGAAUUCACAACUUGCACUGUGGAUUUUUGGUGGUGUAAUAAAAUCCAACAGUUCA